UAAAUUGAAAAGAAAAGAAAGAAAGAAGAGGUAUUCCUUCUUCCCCACUUCCACAGAACCUCACUGGAGCCGCCUCCGUCGAACAGCGACGAGCCUGACCGACGCACCAUCCAAUUUCAAGCCGGUGGCCAGCCGUCUGCCACAUCAUAGAAGUCAAUAAGUCAGAAGCACACCCGUCACCAUGGGAGAACCUCCAUUUUCAUCUGUAAAUUUCCCAUCGAUCUUAGCAUAUUUUCAUCAUUCUAUCUUCCCAACAACCUAGGGACCCACCAUCUCUCCAGCAUUUUUCUCCUUUCUGCAAAACCCCUAAAUCCUACGUGCCGUCAUCUCACCAUGACGCGUCAACUCCCUACAGCCCUAAAUCUCCCUCGCCCCUUCAUGUGGCAAUGGAAGAGGAAGCUCUGUUCUCCUUACCAUCGCUACAGGAGAAGAAAUUUCCCUCAAAUGGCUAUCGAAUUAAACUUCAUUAGUUAGCAUUCUUGACUAACUUUUCAUCCCAAGGAGACAUUGGCUAUUUUGUUACCAACUACCCCAACUAACCAAAAACAGAGCAAAAAGAUAAUUUCAGGCUGGAAUUCUCAUCUCUUUGUGAGCAAAGUAAAUUACAUGGCUGUCUUAGUUGGUACAGAACUUGAAUAUAUUAUAUAUGUACACUCAAUAGAAUGAGAAGAGCCAACUGAAACUUGAUUUCCUCACUCUCACCCUCACUCUGUCCAUGGAGAUUUUCGUACCAAUAUGUUUGCUGUCUCUUUUCUAUGUUUUCUUCUACAUUUGGAAAUUGAUUCUGCAAAGGAGAGGGCAGUGCUGCUACUUGUUAGGGUAUGAGUGCUAUAAAACUACUGAAGACAGGAAACUGGGUGUAGAAUCCUGUAUAAAUAUUAUCUUGAGGAACAAGAACCUGGGGCUUGAAGAAUACAGAUACCUACUCAAAAGUAUCGUCAAUUCGGGAUUAGGUGGAGAAACAUAUGGCCCAAGAAACGUAAUUGCUGGCAGAGAAGAAAACCCUUCUCUAUCAGAAGCUAUUUUGGAGAUGGAUGAUGUGUUUUCAAGUAUACUUGACAAGCUCUUCGCUAAGACGGGUGUUUCACCAUCUGACAUAGAUAUACUUGUUGUGAAUGUGUCUUUGUUCUCCCCAGCACCCUCGUUGACUGCUCGAAUAAUAAACCGUUACAAGAUGAAGGAAGACAUCAAGGCCUUCAACCUCUCUGGGAUGGGUUGCAGUGCAAGUAUUGUUGCUAUUGAUCUUGUGAAACACUUGUUCAAGACAAACAGGAAUGCUUAUGCUGUUGUUGUUAGUACAGAAUCUAUAGGGCCAAAUUGGUAUAGUGGAAAGGAACAGCCUAUGAUGCUCACAAACUGUUUGUACCGGUCAGGAGGUUGUUCGAUGCUCUUGACGAACAAUUCAGCUUUGAAGCAUUCUGCUUUGCUGAAACUUAAAUGCAUUCUUCGAACGCAUCUGGGAUCAAGCAAUGAAGCAUAUGGAUGUUCCAUUCAAGUUGAAGACGACCAUGGUCACCGAGGUUUUCGUCUCACCAAACACAUAAAAGCUGUUGCAACUCAAGCUCUCACCUUCAACCUUCAAAGUCUACUGCCUAGAAUUUUACCAUUAAGGGAACUAAUUCGCUAUUCCAUCCUAACUCAUCCACUUUACAAACUUGUCGACAAAAACAUAGAAGCAAAGAAAGUCCGUUUGAAUCUGAAGACUGGAGUAGACCACUUCGGGAUCCCACCAACUGAAAGGGCAGUCAUCGAUGGACUCGGUAAGAGCUUAGGCCUGAGUGAUUAUGACCUAGAACCUGCAAGAAUGGCACUCCAUAGAUUUGGAAACACAUCCACUGGUGGCCUUUGGUAUGUUUUGGGCUACAUGGAAGCCAAAAAAAGGCUUAAAAAGGGUGACAAGGUUCUGAUGAUAAGCUUUGGAGCAGGCUAUGAAUGCAACAGCUGUGUUUGGGAGGUAAUGAGCAACUUAAAAGAUGACAAUGUCUGGAAAGACUGUAUCCUUAACUACCCUACAAAAAACACCAAGCAUCCGCUUGCAGAGAAGUGCGGUUGGCUCAACGACGAGCGUCUAUCUUUCGUUAAGUUCGACGACGUAAAACAAACUCUACAGCGACAAAUUCUUUGAACAAAAGGUCUGUUUCCUUUUUUCCUGUUUCUCUGGUUCAGGUUUGGAAGGGGAGGUAGUGUAACUUUACUGCUUGCUUUGCUUGUAAAAGAUUGGUCGUUUUUGUUGCUUCUUUAUUUUCUUUAGUGAUGACCCUGUUCUUCCAUCGUGUUCAACAUCUCAUUUUGAGAAAUCACAAAUAUAACAUAUUUAAAUUCUACUCCA
Messenger RNA from Cucumis melo (muskmelon), 2329 nucleotides. RefSeq names its product 3-ketoacyl-CoA synthase 19-like. Lineage: Eukaryota; Viridiplantae; Streptophyta; Magnoliopsida; Cucurbitales; Cucurbitaceae. Gene Ontology annotation, molecular function: acyltransferase activity, transferring groups other than amino-acyl groups. The coding region runs from base 716 to 2125 and encodes 469 amino acids. Gene Ontology annotation, biological process: fatty acid biosynthetic process. The record is from RefSeq and is a predicted model, not a curated record. Gene Ontology annotation, cellular component: membrane. The transcript is spliced from 3 exons.